Messenger RNA from Hyla sarda, 1185 nucleotides. RefSeq names its product RHEB like 1 (gene RHEBL1). Gene Ontology annotation, biological process: small GTPase-mediated signal transduction. Gene Ontology annotation, cellular component: plasma membrane. NCBI's taxonomy places the organism in Eukaryota, Metazoa, Chordata, Amphibia, Anura, Hylidae. Gene Ontology annotation, molecular function: GTP binding; GTPase activity; GDP binding. The record is from RefSeq and is a predicted model, not a curated record. The transcript is spliced from 8 exons. Bases 330 to 884 code for a protein of 184 amino acids.
AACCGCUCAGCCAAUCAGCGGUGCCGGCUCCUCACCAUGCUAAACAAUGAAUACAUUUCUAUUUUUCCACGCGCUGGCUACCUGCACAGCAGUCCGACCAAUCAGAGCUGGCGGUCACUUUUUGGGCGGCUCGUGAUUGGACGGCGUCACAGAAAGGGCGGCGGGAAGAGAUACGACUUGUCUAUUUGACCCGUAGACCGCGGGUCUUGGCUAUAAUCCUGAAUCGUUAGGGUCAUUGAGUAACUGCGUCCACCUGAGCGCUAGUACUGCCGGCAAAUCCCAUCCGGUUUUUGUUUCUUUUCCUGUUUGCGCCGCUCUAUUAUUGCGAUAUGCCUCCCGUCAAGCACCGAAAAGUCGUGAUGCUUGGAUACCCAUCUGUCGGUAAAUCAUCAUUGGCGCUACAGUUUACCAAAGGAGAAUUCCACAAAGAGUACGAACCCACUAUUGAAAACACUUGGAGUAAAAAAUUUGUCAUGGGCAAUGAUGAAUUUGAGUUGGAUAUUGUGGACACAGCAGGACAAGAUGAAUAUUCGCUGAUCCCGCAGUCCUUCUUUUUUGGAAUACAUGGAUACAUUGUAGUUUACUCGGUAGCUUGCCCAAGAAGCUUCCAAAUUGCAACUGGAUUGCACAGAACACUUGUGGACAGAAGAGGAAAGUGCAUGACACCAAUUGUAUUAGUGGGAAAUAAGACUGACCUACCACCCCAAUCUCGCCAAGUGAAAGCAGAAGAAGGGAAGAAGCUGGCUGACUCCUGGGGGGCUGCAUUUUUAGAAGUUUCUGCCAAAGACCCUGAGAGAAGCAAGCUGAUAUUCACCAAAAUAAUCGAGGAGAUUGACCGCAUGGAAAGAUCUUUCAGUGAUGAGAAGAAAUGUUUUUUGAUGUGACCUGGGGGUCUGACCACCCAUGUAGCCUCUGUCUCCAGGACAUGAGCAGCAGGCUGUAUUCUGUUUACUCGGUGCCAUAUAUCGAUUGCAUACCGUUCCCUCAGAAAUGAAGGGCAAUUUAAGAAUAUGGCUUUUUCCACACUUCCAAACUUACUUAUAUUUUUGACUUAAGAAAUGGUCACGUGCUGCUUUACAGGCCAAUGAAUGUUUGGUCUGUCUUUUUCAAUAGUGUCUAUAUUAGAAAUGUUAGUUUGCACAUACUUGCAGCACCACUGUUGCUGUGUUUUUUUUUUUUUUUUUU